UAUAUGAGCGCAGGCGGCGGGAUCUCUCUCCCUUUUACCGCCAUCGGAGCGGAGUCUCUUUCUUCCUUGGACCACUUAACUGCGCAGCGACGCCUAACCAUUCCAGCCUCUGACCAGAGAGCGAAGCAUCACUUGAGACUCAGCUAAGAUGGCAGACAUCGACAACAAAGACCAGGCUGAGAUGGACCCAGCAGAUAUGGAGGAUGUGGAGGACGUGGAAGAGGAGGAGGCAGGAGAAGAUGAAAACAGCAAAGCUCGUCAGCUGACUGUUCAGAUGAUGCAGAAUCCACAGAUCCUGGCUGCACUGCAGGAGAGGCUGGAUGGUCUGAACGGUUCGCCGUCAGGGUACAUGGAGAGUUUACCAAAGGUUGUAAAGAGACGUGUUAACGCCCUGAAGAACCUGCAGGUCAAAUGUGCCCACAUUGAGGCCAAGUUCUACGAAGAAGUACAUGAACUGGAGAGAAAGUAUGCAGCCCUAUACCAGCCCCUCUUUGACAAACGAAGUGACAUAGUGAAAGCAGCUUAUGAGCCCACAGAAGAGGAAAGUGAGUGGAAAACAGAUGAAGAGGAAGAGCUGACAGAGGAGAUGAAGGAGAAAGCCAAGUUAGAGGAAGAAAAGAAGGAUGAAGAGAAGGAAGACCCCAAAGGCAUCCCUGAGUUCUGGUUAACGGUUUUCAAAAAUGUGGACCUGCUCAGUGACAUACUGCAGGAACAUGACGAACCCAUCCUUAAACAUUUGCAAGAUAUUAAAGUAAAAUUCUCAGAUCCAGGACAGCCCAUGAGCUUCACAUUAGAAUUCCACUUUGAGGCCAAUGACUUCUUCACAAACACAGUGUUGACAAAAACCUACAAGAUGAGGUCAGAGCCAGACGAGAAUGACCCCUUCUCUUUUGAUGGACCAGAGAUCAUGAGCUGCACAGGUUGCACAAUUGACUGGACAAAGGGCAAGAAUGUCACAUUGAAAACAAUCAAGAAGAAACAGAAGCACAAGGGUCGCGGCACAGUCAGGACAGUCACUAAAACAGUCCCCAAUGACUCCUUCUUCAACUUCUUCACCCCACCAGAGGGUAAGACUGAAGUCCCAGACAAUGGAGAAUUGGAUGAGGACUCUGAGGCACUUCUGGCUGCCGACUUUGAAAUUGGCCACUUCAUCCGUGAGCGUAUCGUACCUCGGGCUGUCCUUUACUUCACAGGAGAGGCCAUAGAGGAUGACGACGACGAUUAUGAUGAAGAAGGGGAGGAGGCAGACGAUGAGGAAGGUGAGGAGGAGGCUGAUGAGGAGAACGACCCUGACUAUGAUCCCAAGGUUUAAAUGGUGACAAUAGAAAAAUAACCCUAAUCCUGAAGGAUGCAGCCCCCCCAGCUGAGUGCAGGCAGCAGUGAAACCUGACCCAGCUGCCUUGAGGAACAACUGCACUGUAAUGGCUUCUCAAAAAAAUAAUAAAAAAACAACCUUACUUACCGCCUUA
Monopterus albus (swamp eel) is the source of this 1469-nucleotide messenger RNA. RefSeq names its product nucleosome assembly protein 1-like 1 (gene nap1l1). Gene Ontology annotation, biological process: nucleosome assembly. Gene Ontology annotation, cellular component: nucleus. The record is from RefSeq and is a predicted model, not a curated record. Bases 149 to 1312 code for a protein of 387 amino acids. The transcript has 16 exons. NCBI's taxonomy places the organism in Eukaryota, Metazoa, Chordata, Actinopteri, Synbranchiformes, Synbranchidae.